UUUCUGUUAUUGUCAUCCUGUACAGUUGAUAAACUCAACACUUGCGUCUCGCUCACUCACUGCGUUAUUUGUCAAACCUUCAGACCACAACCACCCUACCAGUCCACUGCUGGCUAAACCUCCCGAACUGUCCGAAGAAGCCAAUUUAUCUGCCUCCCUGAAGUUUGUAGCCGCCAAUACUGUGGGUGACGGUUACAGCAGUUCAGACUCUUUCACCUCAGACCAGGAGCCAAUCACAAGACAAAGGUCGCAGUCGGGUACGUCUCCAGAGGCUCUGAAGGUGGUAGCCCCGCCUCCCCCUCCACCCCCCCCCCCCCCUCUCACUCUCGCUCCUCGUCUCUCGACAUGAACCGCACCUUCGCUGCCACAUCUGCACCCGGACAACCACAACCGUCUACGAUAGCUUACCCGCCUGCUGUGCCACCUCGACCGCUGCCCACACAGACAUCAGUACCACAUACCGGCCAUCGCAUAGAGGCAGAGGGUGCGCCUGGAGGCGGGGUGGUGCUCACCAGCACCUCCCCCCAACAGAUUCCCCAGCAGCCCAAUUUUGCAGACUUCAGUCAGUUUCAGGCCUUCGCUGCGUCUGAACAGCCUUCCAGCCUCCCGGAGGUCGAUAUGCACAGUGAGCCUGGACAGGCGGAGAAGUCAUCUGAGGGAGCCGGCCCUUUAAGAACAGUGAAGAGUGAAGGCCAGGCAGAUGAGAGAGUCUCAGCUACUGUCAACUCUGUCAAGGGUUCGUCUGGUCCUCUAGCCCCUCCCCCAAAACCUGUGCGCCGAAGGUUGAAGUCGGAAGACGAGCUUCGACCGGAGGACGAACAACACGGUCCGCAGAAAUCAAACGUCAUAGCCGCCGUCCUGGCCACUCAGCCCUCCAUCCCCAGGUCAGUGGGAAAGGACAAAAAGGCGAUUCAAGCUUCAAUCAGAAGAAACAAGGAGACGAACACAGUGUUGGCACGACUUAACAGUGAAUUACAGCAGCAGCUGAAGGACCUGCUUGAAGAGAGGAUAUCCUUGGAAGUCCAGCUGGAGCAGCUCAGGCCUUUCUCUCAUCUUUAACCAACGUGAAGAGGGAAACUCUGCUGUAGUUCAUCCGAAGCAAGGCUCCCUCCCUCUCUUCCUUCCACCAUCUCAGCUUUCCCUGGAAGCUCCGACGUGCUCCAGGGUGCUCCGUUAAAACUCUUACGCUCAAUCAAUCACACACUUAUUAAUCAUAAACCGGAAGGACCUGAGGGCGCGGUCUUACCAAGAGGAGGAGUUGAAAGGAGCGUUGGGGGGGGGGGGAUUUACAAACUGGCACUUUUUAAUUUUCUCUAGGGAGAUGAACAUGAGGGCGACAGUGGACUGAGAAACAGUUAGGCGUGGUGGACAAGACGCUCCAACUGUCAGAGUGGUCUGAAGACAAAGUGCUGAUGUCUUUACUCUCUGACUGAAGAAGAAAGGUGGAGUGUGUUUGUCAUGUGCGUGUGACUCUUCGUGUAAUUGUGUCCCUGUUUAGUGACUUACUUGAGGCUACCACCAGUAUGUUCAUUCUCUCUUAGGGCACAGACUGCCACACCAAACUUCUAUUAAAAAGUAGGCAAAUUUAAAGAAGCAGUUCAGUUAAGUGUGUUAGGAAAUACAAUUCUUCACUUUGUUUCUUAGAGUUAGAUGAGAAUAUAUCAAAUCAAUCUCAUGUGGGUUCAGUACAGAGAUGGAGUUUGCGAGUAGCUUAGCAUAAAGACUAGAAGCAGGGGGAAACUCUCUGUCCAAUGUCCAGAAAUUGCAACUACCAGUGCCUCUAAAAUUAACCAAUUGACAUGUGUUGAUAUAUCUCAUUACUACAAAAACAGAAAGGUAAAAACAACACUAAGGGGAGUUAUAUGCUGAAACAACUUAGUCUAACUCUCUGAAAGAAAGCGCUUAAAUGUAUUUCCCAAAAUGUCAGAGUAUUCCUUAAAUUGUCUUCUCACUUGUUGGUGUUCCUACUUUUCUACUACCGUGAAUACCUGUUCAAAACUAGAUAACAAUUAUGAAAAUGUCUGUUUUAAAUAUCAAAGAGAGUCUGUCUACUGAACAUUUGCCUCCCAAAUGUCAGCAUUUAACAACAGUCUGUCACAGAGCGAUGCCAUAGCACACAUUAGAGGCUUUGAAAACAUGAAAAGGUCUACAGGAAUCUACAUAUGCUAGUAAGAAAGUAACUGGAGUUUGGUGUGGUGGUCACUCUUCUGAAAAAGAUAUUGUGUGUAUGUUUUGUGUGAGGCCUUUAAUGGCUAAAUUACCAUGGUGAAGGCUUUUUUGACUCAUCCUGUGACAUGAAUUCAGCGCACCUCCCUCUUCUCACUGCCCCUUGAAGAGUGUGUGUGUGUGUGUGUGUGGUUGAAUGCACGAUGCAGUGAACGAAUAACUGCUCUGUCAUCUUUUUUUUUUCUUUCUUAGUUACAAAGUGUUUGGGGUUUGAUGUGACUGAAUGGUUCAACCUUAUGCCAAAUGAUUGAACAAUCACUCUCUGCUCUCUCACCUCUACUUGGGCUGUGUUUUAUAAACAAAAACAAAAUGCGAGCUCUUUUCCCUUCUCUCGGCUAGCAGUGCUUCAACAUUUCAACCUUUCCUUUAAACCUUCUUGGUUGCUGUGUUUAUUUCCAGACUUUAACUUCACCUGGAUGAGAAAGCAUUAUUCAAAACGGACAUUUCACUUGAAGGGGUUGAAGAUAUUCCAGCUGCUUGACUGCUGGAGGCAGCAGCGUUCAUGAAGAAAUGUGUUGCUGACCAGGAGAGAAGGUUUCCUGUGAUUUUCCCGGUCUGCAAACGCGUGCACAGAUCCAAACUGAUGGUGCAGAGAGUUGAUAUUGACUUUAAAAAAAAAAAUUCAGCUGUUUUCCAAUCGGGCAGUCGGCACUAUGCAAGUAUGGGCGAUACAUCUUCACAGACCAACUAUACUUAGCUGUUUGUACUAUGAUAGUAGCAACUGUGUGAACAGUGUACUCUGGUUUUUGUAUCUUAGAUCUUCCAAAACACCAUCUACUGUAUGUUUCUGAUUCAUUUAGCCUUUUUUUUUUUUUUUUUGAUCUUGGUACUGACGAGCAGUCCGCUUCCUCCGCUCUCCCGCUCCAGAGGGAAGUAAACUCCAGAUCAGCGUUUUAUCAGGGCACUGUCACUCUAAUUUGCAAGAUACGACCCUUUGCUGGUUGUAGAUGAAGCUUAACAGGAUUACAGACAGAGAGCAGUCAACAAAAUGGGAGACCUGAAUGACCCAACUGCACUUUGAACAUAACCUCCUCCUCACCACCAAUUUCCUUUGUGUUUUUUAUUACGCCCCUCUUUGCUUUCUUUUAACCUGCAUGUUGUUCUUCUCUUUCAUAUGUAUUUAAAAAAAAAAAAAACGAUUUAUGAAGAAAGAAAAAUGAACCACUUGAGUUUUAUUUCUUCAGCACAACCUGGAAACUGUAAGGUUUUUGUGCCAGUACCCUAAAGUACUCUGUCUUGUUUGGUUAAUUCUUAUGUGUUUUAUCCCUGGAGCUUCCUGUGUGUUCGAGAAGAAUCUCAUCGUCUUCUAUAGCCUUACUCCCCGACUGGCGUUCAGGUUUCCGUUGUGGCUGACUGACCUCUCUUCCUUGUUGUAUCAAGGCUCGCCUUCUUUGUUCUGCUGUUGAGGACUAUGAUGUACUUGGUCUGUGUGUGUGUGAGUGUGUUGUAUUGUUUCCAGACCUGGAACUAAUACCAUUUAAAACCCUAUUAAAAACCUUCAUGUGGGAUUGAUUUGUUUGUUAGCACAACAGCUCCCCUCCAUCCCUAAACCUAAAAAGGCAAUCCAGGCAGGCGAAGCAAUCUGUUGUUAACAAAGUCGUUGAUGGGAUUUUUAAUGCUAUUUGCUCCCAGAUCUGUGUUGUAUAUUGUAUAUGAUACACUCUUUUGGACUCAUAUGUAAAUUUGCAUUAAUUGCUGACUAACAGCGAAAGAAUAUUCUAUUUAAUUCCUUCUCUCUUGGCUGUGGGAUCUUAGAUGUUUAACUGCAUGGAUGUACUGUAUCUCUGCAGAGUCAACUAGCAGCUGUGUGAUUUUUACACAAAAAUAAAAACGGCACAAUAUUUUAAA
Molecule: messenger RNA, 4074 nt
Organism: Micropterus salmoides (largemouth bass)
Lineage: Eukaryota; Metazoa; Chordata; Actinopteri; Centrarchiformes; Centrarchidae
Product: ralBP1-associated Eps domain-containing protein 1-like
Exons: 8
Coding region: 346-1059 (237 amino acids)
Source: RefSeq, a predicted model, not a curated record